AUGUUGCUUUUUGAAUCAUAUGAAAUAUUAGGUAUAGGUUUCUACAUAUUUGGAAACAUCAAUACCCUAAAAACAAGCUCUCCACUGUGGACUAACAUAUCUAAAACUUUAGAAGAUAAGGCUGCCAUCGGUUCCAGUCUUACACUGAAAUGCGAAAACCACUCGGAUCAAAUUACUAUGAUAGUGACACCUGAAGACUUUCAAAAGGUUCCAGAGGGUGGUUGUUUAAUGAAAUGCAACCAAAACUUCCGCGCUUGCGGUCAUCCCUGUCCUAGGAUGUGUCACGGAUACGAUCGGGAACACAUUAAAGCCGCAUGUCAAUUAAAAUGUGAAAGGAUAAUCUGCGAUUUGGGCCACGUGUGCCCACUGAAAUGCGCUCAAGAGUGUAAACCAUGCACCCAAUUAAUAGAGAAAACUUUACCGUGCGAGCAUAUCAAGCAGAUAUUCUGCCACCAAGAGCCUGAUGAUCCCAAGAUAGUGUGCACCACCACUGUCACUGUAACCCUGGCUGACUGUGGACAUGAGGUCAGUUCUUUACUUCAAUCGAACACAUCAAGGAAAUUUAGAGAUAACUCAUUGGAUUGUAUUGUCUCAUACUUGACUGACAGAGUGCAGAGGGUUGAUAUCAGUGGCAAAAGAUCCCCUCGAUCGAAAGUUAAGAUGGGUGUUCCGCAGGGGUCAAUGCUUGGUCCUUCCUUGUUUUUAAUUUACAUAAAUGAUCGUAAGGGAUAA
Molecule: messenger RNA, 732 nt
Organism: Diatraea saccharalis (sugarcane borer)
Lineage: Eukaryota; Metazoa; Arthropoda; Insecta; Lepidoptera; Crambidae
Source: the annotation of a GenBank genome assembly